UCAGUAGAUUACUCACUAGUUUCUCAAUCUAUACCAAUACGAGGCGCUUGGUGAACUUCGAAUCCCAUAAGAAUGCUUUGGAGUGCGUUGAUGGGAUUCGAGCGAUAUCUAUGUUGUGGGUUAUAUGUGGACAUACAUAUAUAUUUACGUUCAUGACACCCGUACAUAAUAUGUCUGAUGUUAUACAGUGGACAUCAUCUUUCUCAAGUACAUGGAUAUCUGCGUGCCCUAUCGUUGUGGACACAUUCUUUACUCUCAGUGGUAUAUUAUGCAUAUUCGUUAUAUCGGACAAUAUCACAGCAAAACCAUUCUUGAAGCACAUCCACAUAUUCUACCUCUAUCGGAUUUUACGAGUGUUCCCUAUCUUGGCGACAAUGGUCCUCCUCCAGUCAUCGAUCUUGACCUGGAUCUCUGACGGUCCAGAAUGGGAAAAAAUGGGCAUGGCUACAGAAUACUGUAGACAACGCUGGUGGUCCACCUUGCUGCAUAUACAGAAUUACUACCGGCCUCUAGGAAUCUGCAUCUUCCAAUCUUGGUACAUAACAGUGGACACUCAGCUUUAUAUGCUGAGUCCUUUUGUAAUAGUGUUUCUCCUGGGUUCGUCUUUGGUCGCGUGGAUUGCUUUAACUGCAGUUGGAUUGGCAUCUAUGACUAUAGUUGCAGUUUAUGUGGCCAAAUAUGAGUUCCCUUCUGCUCUCGUCAAUGUUUUCUAUACAGAUUCAUUUGUGAACUUCUUCCACGACUUUUACUUUAACACUGCCACUCGCGCCUCUCCGUUUGUAAUCGGUAUAUUUUUUGGUUAUUUAUUAAAAAAAUAUCGACGAAAAAAGAUAAAAAUAUCUAUGAAAUACGUCAUAGUUUUUUGGAUAACAGCGUUCGCUAGCAUGGCAUACUGUGUCUUCGGUAUCUAUGAAACAGUCAGCAUACCAUAUGAAUUCACUUUGUUCGAUGCGAUUCUGAACUCUACAAUGAAAGCACUAUGGGCUACUUCACUGUGUUGGCUGAUCUUGGCAUGUGCUCACGAUUAUGGUGGACCAAUAAACUGGUUCCUAUCGUUACCGCUAUGGAAGUUACCAGCACGAUUGUCGUACGCGGUAUAUUUGGUGCAUGUACAGAUAUUACUGGUCCUGAAGAGUUCUGUGAUGAAGUUACCGUAUUUCACUGAUUUGGAUGUGAUGUACGAAAUAGCUGGUAUUACUUUGCUUUCUUUACUCUUAAGUUUCUUCAUGUGCGUUCUCAUUGACGCUCCAGCAUCCACUUUGGUGAAACUUUUGUUAAUGCAAAAGCGUCCCAUAGAGAAUCAACAGAAAAGCGCGGCUAUAGAAGAAGAUUUCAGCAGUGAAAAUAAAUGCAGACAUUUUCAUUAAUAAUAUUUAUUUAUUAUAAUAAUUGAUUAAUUGUUUAAUUGAUUUUAUUUGCGAUUUCUUAAUGUAACUAAUAUGGUAAUGCAUGAAUAUGUAAUGAAAUAAAUCGUUAAUAUA
Messenger RNA from Colias croceus (clouded yellow), 1481 nucleotides. Its product is annotated as O-acyltransferase like protein-like. Gene Ontology annotation, molecular function: acyltransferase activity, transferring groups other than amino-acyl groups. NCBI's taxonomy places the organism in Eukaryota, Metazoa, Arthropoda, Insecta, Lepidoptera, Pieridae. The record is from RefSeq and is a predicted model, not a curated record. Bases 111 to 1367 code for a protein of 418 amino acids. The transcript has 9 exons.